Molecule: messenger RNA, 1392 nt
Organism: Pogona vitticeps (central bearded dragon)
Lineage: Eukaryota; Metazoa; Chordata; Lepidosauria; Squamata; Agamidae
Gene: CARHSP1
Product: calcium regulated heat stable protein 1
Biological process (GO): regulation of mRNA stability
Cellular component (GO): cytoplasm
Molecular function (GO): mRNA 3'-UTR binding
Source: RefSeq, a predicted model, not a curated record
GUCACCCGAUCCGAGCGCUUCCUCCGAGAGCGCACCGGGGGACCCUUUCUUUCCAAAAGGAACGGCGCGUUUCUUUCCUUCUCUUCUAGGAGCUGUUUUUUGGGGCCGGCCAUGUCUUCGGAAGCCUCUUCCGCUCCCGAGCGGUCCCCUUCUCCGGGCGCUCUCCGGCUCCCGGAAGGCCGCCGGCCGCGGGAACGUUCGCCGUCCCCGAUCCGAGGCUAUCUCAUCCCCAGCCCGCUUCCCACGCGGAGGACGCGCACCUACUCAGCGACGGCCAGAGCCUCUGAAGGACCCACCCACAGGGGGGUCUGUAAGUUCUUCUGCCGCUCCAAGGGCCACGGAUUCAUCACCCCGAUGGACGGCGGUCCGGACAUCUUUGUGCACAUUUCGGACAUUGAAGGUGAAUACGUCCCGGUGGCUGGCGAUGAGGUGACUUACAAAGUGUGCACCAUUCCGCCGAAGAAUGAGAAGCUGCAAGCCGUGGAGGUGGUGAUCACCCACCUGGCUCCAGGGACGAAGCACGAGACGUGGUCGGGACAUGUGAUCAGCUCCUAGGGGGAUUCGUUCUCGCUGCUGCCUGAACCCGAGGAGGUCUCGUCCAACCGCAGAGAUGGACUUUGAAGUCCGGAUGGAAUUUUCUGCCUUGUUGAGUGAGGUGAAACGACGUUGUAACAGGAGGGUCCGAAAGUGGCCAGGUUUAACUCCCCCCCCCUUUUUAAAUGAAAAUUAAAAGAAUUGAAAACACAAUGCCUUAAAGAUGGGCAGAUAAGACAGUUAGUUACCUCUGGCUUUAGACCCUUCGGCUUUUCCACUAGCGUUGAUUUCCUCCGUGGCCUUAGAAAGACCAAAAAAACACACCUUAAAGCGACACAUUUCCUUCUAAGGUGGAAGAGAGGCUUUGAUACCUAAAGAAUUAUUUUUUUUCCCUUUAAGGGUGUCGCAAAAUAACAGUUCGUGCAAUUCGCAAUUGGAUGCAAGGAAUUGGGUCCUUUCACACCAGAAAUUUGUGGGUGUCGGAACAAGCGACACAGGUUUUCUAGUUGGUUGUGCGCAUCCAAAGCAGGAAUUCAAGACCGGAUUUUUAUCCAAAAGCUGAUGGGCCUCCUCUUUGGGCUUUCUUUGACUCUCAGACAUAUAUAUAUAUUUUUCUGAGUGUCUUCUAAGGUUCUAGCCACAAGGGCCACGCAGCAGAGAGAAUUCCCAGCAAGAGGGAUGUUUUAUUUGUGUUUGAUGUUUUUAUUUCCACCAGAUUGUAAAAAAAGAAAAGGAAGUGAGGGGGAAGAGAAUGGGGUUUUCUCCAACUUUGCAGCCUGAGUUUAGUGCUUUGCCAAGAUUUGGGCUGAAGGAGACAAGCCCGAUGUUGACUUAAAAUAAAAAUAAAAUACAAAAUCA